AUGGUGAAUGUUCCCAAGACCCACUGGACAAUCUGCAAGAAAUGUGACAAGCCCCACAAAGUGACACAGUACAUUAAGGGCAAGGAUUCUUUGCAUGCCCAGGGGAAACGCUGUUAUGACAGGAAACAGAGUGGCUAUGGUGGGCAGACUACGCCUAUUUUCUGCGAAAAGGCUAAAACUACAAAGAAGAUUGUGCAGAGACUUGAGUGUGUUAAGCCCAACUGCAGAUCUAAGAGAAUGCUGUCCAUUAAGAGAUGA
Meriones unguiculatus (Mongolian gerbil) is the source of this 258-nucleotide messenger RNA. Its product is annotated as large ribosomal subunit protein eL42-like. Gene Ontology annotation, biological process: translation. The record is from RefSeq and is a predicted model, not a curated record. The transcript has a single exon. NCBI's taxonomy places the organism in Eukaryota, Metazoa, Chordata, Mammalia, Rodentia, Muridae. Gene Ontology annotation, molecular function: structural constituent of ribosome. Gene Ontology annotation, cellular component: cytosolic large ribosomal subunit; ribosome. Bases 1 to 258 code for a protein of 85 amino acids.